Molecule: messenger RNA, 912 nt
Organism: Monodelphis domestica (gray short-tailed opossum)
Lineage: Eukaryota; Metazoa; Chordata; Mammalia; Didelphimorphia; Didelphidae
Product: vomeronasal 1 receptor monDomV1R1216
Biological process (GO): G protein-coupled receptor signaling pathway
Cellular component (GO): membrane
Molecular function (GO): pheromone receptor activity
Source: RefSeq, marked provisional
AUGUUUCCAAAAAACAUCUGCCUUGGGAUAGGAUUUCUUAUUGUGAUCAUAGUAGGAACUGUAGCAAACCUCUUUCUCUUCACCUUUUAUACGUUAACCAUCCAUGGUGGCCAUAAGAGAAAUUCAAUAACCCACAUUUUUGCCCAGCUGAGCUUGGUGAACUGCAUUAUGCUUCUUAGCAAGGGAAUCCCACAAAUAUUGCAAGAGCUAACUUCAAACUAUUCCCUGGAUGUCGUUUGGUGCAAAAUUGUAUUUUACCUUCGCAAAGUGAGCCAGGGGCUUUCCAUUUCCUUCACUUGUCUCCUAUGUAUAUUCCAAGCUAUAACCAUCAGUCCCCCCAAGUGGGCAGAGUUCAAAGUUAAAGCCACACAACAGACUACCUCCUCCUGUUUCUUCUCUUGGAUCCUGAAUCUACUGAUUGAAAUUCCUGUACCAGUAAGUGCAAAAGGCCCAAGAAGCAGCAGCAACAUUACAAUUGCAUUUGAUAAUGGGUUUUGUACUUCAGAACAUAUCAUGGAUAUUUAUUUAAUAAUAACCACAUUCAGAAAUGUGCUUUGUUUGGGAAUCAUGGUCUUGGCCAGCGUCUAUAUGGUUCUUCUCCUAUACAGACACCACCGGUAUGUCCAGAAUUUUCAGACCACCAAACUCUCACCCAGAAGGCACCCUGAGAUCAGAGCUACUCAAACCAUCCUUUCACUAAUGAGUCUAUUUGUCAGCUUUUAUGCACUUGAAUCUAUUUUUACUCUUUUUCUCAGUUAUUCAAAUCAAAAGUCUCCAUGGGUGUUGUCUAUCGCUAUCUUCCUGUCAUUAUGUUACCCUACCAUCAGUCCCUUUUUUUUGAGCCCCAGAGCCCCCAGACCUACCUAUACUGUCUGGCAAAAACAUCCCCAUUCUCAAACAUCUAAACUGUGA